CAGCCUGGGACAUUUCAGACUUGCACCACCUCCUCUGGCUGUUUCUGAGGCCAUCUAGAGGCCAGACCCAGCCAGACUAACUGAAGAGUAAAGAGAGGACUGCAGAGUUUGGAACCUUUGUGCAGAGGAGCUCGAGCUCUUAGUGCAGAAGGCGGGAGGGAGGAAGGGAAGGAGGGCAUUGGGAGCUGAGGCCCCACCUUUCCCUUCAGCCAAGUGCACAGGCAGAGCGGGAUGAGUCACGGGCAUAGGUGAGGAGCUCAGCUCAGACUCCUCUCUCUGGGAAAACGCAUUGCGCUCCUCCAGGAGUGGCCUUGGCAAGGUGAAGGAGCCCUCUGUCUGGCCGGUCUGGUCUCUGGGGCCAGGGCUGGGUUCCCUCAUGUAUGGCAAGAGCCCUGCUCGUGUGGUGCUGCUUCUCCUUGGCAUACAGCUCACAGCUCUCUGGCCUAUAGAAGCUGUGGAAAUUUAUACCUCCCGCGUGCUGGAGGCUGUUAACGGGACAGACGCUCGGUUAAAAUGCACUUUCUCCAGCUUUGCCCCUGUGGGUGAUGCUCUCACAGUGACUUGGAACUUCCGUCCUCAAGAUGGGGGACCUGAGCAGUUUGUAUUCUACUACCACAUGGAUCCCUUCAAACCCAUGAGUGGGCGGUUCAAGGACCGGGUGACCUGGGAUGGGAACCUGGAGCGGUAUGACGCCUCUAUCAUGCUCUGGAAACUGCAGUUUGAUGACAAUGGGACAUACACCUGCCAGGUGAAGAACCCACCUGAUGUGGAUGGGGUGAUAGGGGAGAUCCGGCUGAGCGUCGUGCACACUGUUCGCUUCUCUGAGGUCUACUUCCUGGCUCUGGCUAUUGGCUCUGCCUGUGCACUGAUGAUCAUCAUCGUCAUUGUGGUGGUCCUCUUCCAGCAUUUCCGGAAAAAGCGAUGGGCUGAGAGAGCUCAUAAAGUGGUGGAGAUAACAUCAAAAGAAGAGGAAAGGCUCAACCAAGAAAAAAAGGUCUCUGUUUAUCUAGAAGACACAGACUGACAUUUUUAGAUGGAAGUUGGAGGUUUCCAAAAACAAAAACCCUCAUAUUUCUUGAAGUUAAGGGAAACGUUUCUUUGGCUUUUCCAGUUGUGACCUGCCUGCCAACCAAUUCUGCAGCACAUAUCCACUAGAUAAGCACAUCGCUCUGGAGCCAGCAUCGAGCUCUUCUUGAACAGAUACCACCAGACUCACACACAGCCUCAUUAUGAAGGUUUUAUUUAAUUUCAGAGUGCAAAUAUUUUUCAAAUGCUCAUUAACUUUUGUAAACUAAGAAGCUACAUUUUUACCUUUAAAACACUCCUUGUGGAUUAUGACUUGUUACUCAUAUAUUGGCAUCAAAGGGGGAGAUAAAAGCCAACUUGUCUGU
Carlito syrichta (Philippine tarsier) is the source of this 1391-nucleotide messenger RNA. It is a transcript of the gene MPZL2, whose product is annotated as myelin protein zero like 2. The transcript has 6 exons. Lineage: Eukaryota; Metazoa; Chordata; Mammalia; Primates; Tarsiidae. Gene Ontology annotation, cellular component: membrane. Gene Ontology annotation, biological process: cell-cell adhesion. The record is from RefSeq and is a predicted model, not a curated record. The coding region runs from base 377 to 1024 and encodes 215 amino acids.